AUGUCGUCGCCCAUCACCCCCGAAGUUGCGCUGGCCAAUCUCCAGGCGACUGCGCUUACUGCCCGCUGCCACAACGCUCUCUUCCGUCUCAAACAACUCAAAUCGCUGCACGAUGCGCUGCGCAACAACAGCAAUGCAAUUGCAGAUGCUCUGAAGCAAGAUACUCAUGUGUCUGAUGAAGAGGCUAUUACCGAGGUAGCGCUUGCCCUGGAUGUGGUCAAGGAGCAUUAUGGCUCGAUUGAUGCGGCCAAAGAGCUGGAAGCCGAGUACAGAAUCACCAAUGGCAAAGAUGCUGGUGAUAAGAGAGAACCUUGGGGUGUUGCGUAUAUCGAGCCUCAAAGAAGUCAUACGCCAUUCUUCUCGGUCAUUGCACCUUUGAGCGCUGGUCUCGCAACCGGCAGCUGCAUAGCACUGAAGCUCGAAAACAACCUUCGCGCACUUCCUUCGCUACUCCGAAAGCUGCUUACCGAAGCUCUCGAAUCAGAUACCUUUGCUGUCAUCUCCUCCGACCCUCCUUCAGACUCACUAUCAGCCUGUCUACAAGUAUUCCAAGAGACAAAAGUCAGCUCGCCAACAUACACACAACUCGUAUCACCACGAAACAAAAUCGUCGCAGUUGUGGACCGCACAGCAGAUCUCGCAUCAGCAGCCGAGCAGUUAGUAACAGCACGCUUCGCAUUCGGAGGAACAUCACCAUACGCCCCCGACGUCGUUCUCGUCAACGAGUUCAUCAAGAAAGAGUUCCUAGAGCACGUUCUUCGACACGCUCUUCCCUUCCUGGCUGGAUCCAGUGGCGUGUCAAACGGCUCAACCAACGCAAGAGAGCACAAGAAGUCUUCACGCGUAGCAGAAACCUUCCAAGCACUCACAGAAAACAAGUCAUGGAAGCUAAACACCAUAACACAAGGCGACAACGGCGCCGUCGUCGAGCUCUCCAACCUCUCCUCCCUACCAUCCAAGUCCCCACAGCCCGUCUUCUGCGUCUCAGCAAUCACAUCUCUGGAACAUGCCAUCAGCCUCGUCGAGGACGACCUAGAUCCCCAACAAAGUCUGCUGGCUGCAUACCACUUCGGCACUCCGUCUACGGGCAAGUACCUCUCACAGUUCGUCAACGCCGACGCGUCGUUCACGAAUAACAUUCCCUUCCGUCUGCUCCUCGGCCCGGCGGCUCCGUCUUUCCAGCCCGUGGAUGUAGAGAAGCGGUACACAGCCCAGCACUUCACUCGUAUCUCGCCCGCAUAUAUCGCAGCACCUGCCUCGCAAGCGACAAUGUCAAAGGUUCUUUCGGGCAAGGACUCGAAGAAGGCCGCGGCAGAGCUGCUUAGCAAAGCGACACAGGAGAUUAAAGAGAAGAAGCGCGCUGAGUCAAUCGCGAUUGGUUACUUUGAGCAGGGUAUCUUCAUUGGGUUGGGUGUGUACGGUAUUCCUAUUUUGACAUGUAUUGGCUCGGCGCUUUUCUUUGGUGUGCGGGCGGGCUUGAGGAGGUGGGCUUUUGUUUGA
Molecule: messenger RNA, 1500 nt
Organism: Alternaria ethzedia
Lineage: Eukaryota; Fungi; Ascomycota; Dothideomycetes; Pleosporales; Pleosporaceae
Exons: 2
Coding region: 1-1500 (499 amino acids)
Molecular function (GO): oxidoreductase activity, acting on the aldehyde or oxo group of donors, NAD or NADP as acceptor
Source: RefSeq, a predicted model, not a curated record